CGCAACUCUUCCUGAACUGCCACGCGAGUGAUCCUCACUUUGUGUGAUACUUUGUAGUGAAUUCGAAGCCGCGAUCGCGCUCCUGUGUGGCACUAGUGAGUCACUACUUCCGGUCCGGAUCGGUCCUCGGGUGUUCGUGAAAGUGUGGGAGAAAGUAUGACAUAAACCUUCUCACCCUCCGGCGGAGAGUGUACCUCCACCUAACGGUUGACACACUUUCUCGAGAAUCCAAACAAGAACCCUGGUGGUCGCGGUGUUCGCAAAAGUUUUCCCCGGAAAAACAACCUGCCCUGGCCUGGUCCGAGGAUUGUGUUAUUGUUUCCGCGAGUGUGUUUGUACUCCAGCUGUGUCUGUGCGUGGCCGUUUGUGUGCGUGUUUUUGGAGUGACUAGCAGCACCUGUUGUUACUAGGAGCCGUAGAACUCGAGCGAUCGAGGGAAAGCUAGCAGAGCAAGUGGUGUUUUGUGGUGCCCUCUAGUAUCCGCUCCAGUGCUAUCGUGUGUUCCGUGUGGCCCGCUACCGGAAUCGCAAACAGAGAGUGUCCCCAAGUCGCAAGCGCAUGCCGGCGGAGAUCGGUAGUCACGGGUGGGCGUGAAACGUGUAUCCGGUGCACCGUGCGGGGAAGGGUGAAGUAAUAGCAGAGCAGGAAGGAAGGAAGGAAGCGCGGAAGCCGGAAGUGUUUCUAUGAAACUACCACUGGACCGGCUAGCCCGAGUGAUGAAUCUGGACGAGCCGAGCUUUGGCGAUCACUACAUACAGGAGUUUGUGCUGGAACACCUGGACCACGAUACGGGGCCACAUGUGAAGCGUGAGGAUACCAGCCCAUCCGUGCUGGUCGGUAGUGCCGGUGCAGGGGGUGGUGCGAUCGCUUCCAAGAACGUGUGGAAUGGUACGACGGUGGAUGAGAACGGAGUCAUAGUGCCGAUCCGGUUGAAGGCCGUCAACAAUGGAGCCACAAUGGCGGCCACGAAUGGCGGUGUCGUCGGUGGAUGGCAUCUGGAGGAACGGAAGCUUCUGCAUGCUGCCUGCUCGUCUCCCGGUGGUACCGGUGAUCUGUUUACGCACGUCGGUGGCCCUACCCACGGCCAGCCGAUAUUGUUCAAUCCUCCGAUCAGCGGUGUUCCAUCGACUCCACCGGAAACUCCGCCGGUCAUCGGUUCACCAAACUCCAACGGAACACUCGGUGGUGGUGGUGGUGGUGCAGGUGCUAACGGAACAGGCACGGCCAAUGGUGCUGGUGGAGGUGGAGGAGGUGCCGGUGGAUACGGGAACACGGUGUACUAUGGUGGUGGCCGCACGCAAACCGGUCUGGUCGAUGAUAUGAUGUUCCUGCCACAGACGAUACGCGGUGAGCAGCCACUCGAUCUGCGGCCACUGCACUGCUCCAUCGGACCGGAAACGGGCGAGUGGCUGGAUCGGAAGGAGUACGCGGGCGUACUGGCCGUUGCUGGUGGUCCUGGCGGUGGCCAGAAUGGUCCAAACGGUGGUAUGCUCUCGAACGGAACGAUGGGUGGUGUCGGCAAUGGCGGUGCUGGUGCUGGUGGUGCCUUUGGGCAUCAUCACCAUCAUCAUCAUCAUCAUGUUGGGGCAUCCUCGGGCGGUCAGCUAGAGUUUGUGGCGCUGAACAUGCACUCGUACGCAUCGUCCCAUCAGCAUCAUCCACAUCAUCACCAUCAUCAGCUGCACCCGAACCGGCCACACUCGGUCAGCUCGACCAGCUCCACCAUCUCGCCCCGCAACGGUACCAGCAGCAGCGGUGGAGGUAGCUGUUACAACGGACUCGGUGGUGGUGGUGGCGGCAGUGGUUCGCUCAACGGACUAUCAUCCGAGGAUCUAAUCAACGAUGAGCUGCUGAUGACGCUGUCGGUGCGCGAACUCAACAAACGGCUACACGGUUGCCCCCGCGAUCAGGUGGUCCGAUUGAAGCAGAAGCGGCGCACGCUCAAAAACCGUGGUUACGCGCAAAACUGUCGCUCGAAGCGGCUCCAACAGCGUCAGGAUCUGGAGCUCACCAAUCGCCACAUGCACCACGAGAUGCAGCAGAUCAAACACGAGCUGGUCAAGCUGAAGCAGGAACGGGACGAGCUGAUGCAGACACUGCAGAUGUACCAGCGGGAACAGUCACAGGCCAACGCUCUCCAGCAGCAGCAACAUCAACACCAUCAAGCCCACCAGAAGCAGCAACAGCAACAGCACCACCAUCAUCAUCAGCAGCAUCAACACCAGCAACAGCAGCAGCAGCAACAUCAGCAUCAACAGUAUCAGCAACAGUCUCGUCAGCAGCAGCAGCAGCAGCAGCAACAGCAACAACACCUCCAUCAUCAUCAGCAGCAGCAGCAGCACCUUGGAGGUGGCGGUGGAGGCAGCGCAGGUGGCCACAACAACAGCAGUUCCUGCAACGGUGGCAGCAGUGGUGGUACUACCGGUGGCAGUACUAACACCGGUGCUAGUGGCAGUGCCAAUACCGGGGGUGCCACUGGUGGAAGCAGCAACAGCGGCAGCGGCAACAACAAUUCCGGACUAGUUCCUUCAGUGAAGCAGCUGAUCGCCGAGAGCGUCAGCUCGCAGGAGUAUUACGUAUGACGCCAGACGACUCUCGGCGGUGGUGGUGGUGGUGGCCAAACGCCUUCAUCCUGGGCCAGUCGGUACGGUUGUUAAAUCGGCGACCGAUCACCGCGAGCCCUGCCACUGUAAAUAGGAGAUGAUCGCAAGGAUGGCCGCUUUGUCUAAUGUUUCCGGUUCUCAGUUCCGGUCUGCAUUCCGGUUCUUAUCUCGUCCUUAGUGAUUAUCUACUUUUAGAGGACGAUUUUAUACGUUGUUUCUUAGUUACGUUACUUACAAUUGUCAAUCGAAGAAGUCGUUGCGUUUGGUCGUUUUUGAUAAUUACCCUCUGUUACUGCCUAAGUUUUAUGAAUGUAUUCUAUUGUUGUACGAACGCUUUUAAUAUUACUUCCGUUUUAAAGUUUCCUUUACGAGUUUCCCAUUGUUUCGAUUCGGUUGUGUCAGAAUAGAAUGUUACUUUAUGUUAGAUUUUGUACCGAAAGCCACAAACUGUGGUUGCGUUUGUUGGAAACUAACGGAGAAAACCAGAUCGUACGGCCAAGCCAAGUGAAAGUUGCGUGCAACAACACCUCAACUGUGGCUUCUAGUGGACAGCGCAUCAUUUACUAGAGAUUCAAACGGAAGUUGUUGCAACCAUCCACAUAAUGCUUCCUUCCGUUGGGCGAAGAUUGUUACUUAAAAAUGCAAAACGAAAAAAAAAAGUAUACGACUGAGACCGAGGUGACUACAAACACCAGCAACCAACGCAUUAACGUAGUAGUCCACUCCACCCGUUUGGUAGGGAUCCCUCGGAAACCGGAACGGAAACACUGACCUGUACAUAGAACACGGCCUGACUCUGCACGGCAGGUGCAUUAUGGCGCAAUGCAAUAACAACAACAAUAAUAAUAGUAGUGAUAGAUACUGAGUUAAGUUAAAUCAUCAAAGGCGCACCAAAAAACAAAACCGAACCCGAUAAGAAGCGAUAGGGAAAAGGAUUGAAAGACCUUCAUACCCACAGAAAGAGAAGAUCAGGAUCCAGGGAGCCGGAGCAGCAUCCAUAUCAUUCGUUCGAGGAAGUGCAUCAUGGUUUACUUUUGUUUUCGCCUUUUCGUUCUCAAGCAGGCCGAGAUGGAUGAGCUGGGGGGAUGCGUUGUUGUUUGAGAGAAGAAGCGCUAAAGUGAUGGGGCUGGAUGGAUGGAUGGAUGUAUCCAAGGUAACGGUCGCUCUCUCAUGGGGUCGCCACUUUGGCCACCAAAAAAACCACUAGUGUAUAAAAAAAAACCGAGGGAAAAGGGGAUUAGAGCAAACGUAAACGACAAUUUAUCAUUAAAUGAUGUUACAGAA
Messenger RNA from Anopheles aquasalis, 3887 nucleotides. RefSeq names its product Maf family bZIP transcription factor traffic jam (gene tj). Gene Ontology annotation, biological process: regulation of transcription by RNA polymerase II. Lineage: Eukaryota; Metazoa; Arthropoda; Insecta; Diptera; Culicidae. The record is from RefSeq and is a predicted model, not a curated record. Gene Ontology annotation, cellular component: nucleus. Gene Ontology annotation, molecular function: RNA polymerase II cis-regulatory region sequence-specific DNA binding; DNA-binding transcription factor activity, RNA polymerase II-specific.